GUGACCUUCCAUAUCUUUCUGACAAGCAUGGACACAGACCAGGUGGAGCUAAAUUCCUGGAGUAUUCAGACGUGAAAUACGGGUCAGCUUUAACUUGUAACUAUUUUAUAAAAUGUCACAGAAACGGGUCUUCCUCCGUAGCUUCCUGUGUUCCGUUUAAACCAUUCGACUCGUAGCGGAAGUGUUUAUUUCCUAGCCUGAGCUCUCAGUUGCAGCUUCUUCCUCGCGAUGUUGCGGCUCUUCAACAUCCAGGGGUUUCAUGAAGUCUACAGGUGCAGUCGGUUUGUGGCAUCUUGUGUCACCAGGCGACAGAAGCUCCCAGGCUUUCUCCCAGUCUGUCACCACAGAGCCUCCAUGUCGGUCCGCCUCCUCAGCACCGGCAGCCCGGUGUGGAAAGAUGCUCUGCAGCCUGAAGGAGACAAGUCAGACUGUUUGUCCAGAGUCGAUCUGGACAAAUGGAAAUCUGUGAUGAGAUCGAAAGCUGCAUCAGAAGAGAGACAACAGGUCGACGAUGACGAGGAUGGAAGCGACCAGGAUGAGAAAGGUGGCGUUUCUUCCCUGGAGGCCACCAGGGAUCUGGUCGUGAUGUGGCGGCAGGCUGGGAAGCUGGUACCCGUAGAGAUGACGGACGAGGAGGUGGAUGAGCUGUCGAAGCUCACCACCAAGUCCGCCAGGAAGAAGUACCUGAAGUACCUGGCCAUCAAGGAGGGCUACAAGCGGAGCCACAAGGAGAAGCAGCAGCAGAGGAAGGUGGAGAGGGAAGCCAUGCUGGAGCGAAGGAGGGAGGAGGGCGGUGAUACAGAGGAGAUGAGAAACACCUUCCUCCUCAAGUUCUGGAGCCGCUCCCUGGACAAAGUGCUGGCCUGGAAGAGCGCCCAGGCCAUGCUGUUCAACCAGCCGCUGGUGUUUGACCUGAGCUACUCCUCCAACAUGUCCAGGCGGGAGCUGGAGAACACAGUGUCCCAGCUGAUGGAGGUGGACGGGUGGAACCGGCGUGCCAGCGAGCCCUACCACCUCCACUUCUGUAACCUGCAGCCGGGUGGUGCCUACGAGACGGAGCUGCUCAAACGCUAUGGUGAGGAGACCUGGGACCGCCUGCUCAUCACCAGCACGGAGCGCCAGCACGUCGAUGUGUUCCCCCGGGACCGGCUCGUGUACCUCACCGCCGACUCCCCCAACGUCCUCCGCACCUUCGACCACUCCAAGGUCUACAUCAUCGGAGCUCUGGUAGACAAGUCCAUCCAGUCGGGCUUGUCCCUCGCCAACGCCAAGCGUCUGAAGCUGGCCACGGCCCGUUUACCGCUGGACGAGUUCCUGCACUGGGAGAUAGGGGCCAAAAAUCUGACUCUGGACCAGAUGAUCCGCAUCAUGCUCGCUCUCAAGGAUACGGGGAAAUGGGAGGAGGCGUUGACAUUCGUGCCCAAGAGGAAGCACGAUGGAUUCCUCCAGCCGCAGCAGCAGCAGCAUCAGCAGCAUAAAGGGAUUAUCCACAACAAGGGCCGGGGAGUCACAAAUCAUGGGCCAAGAGAGGAUGGAGACAGGCUGUUCAGAUCUGGAGAAAGGACAUUUAAAACUGGGGACCAGGGUCUUUACAGGUCACAUACUGAGCCCAGGUUCACCGGCAGAGACAGAAUGGCUGGAGUGUCCAGUGACAGAGAAAACAAAGCAGCUGUGACCAAAGUACGGACUUCUUUUAAGAACAACGUGGAACAAAGAAAUAAGGCCAGCAAAGUGUGGUGGAAUGAUGAGUGAAGCCUUCAAAA
Platichthys flesus (European flounder) is the source of this 1763-nucleotide messenger RNA. It is a transcript of the gene trmt10c, whose product is annotated as tRNA methyltransferase 10C, mitochondrial RNase P subunit. Gene Ontology annotation, cellular component: nucleoplasm; mitochondrion; nucleus. Gene Ontology annotation, molecular function: tRNA binding. Gene Ontology annotation, biological process: mitochondrial tRNA 5'-end processing; positive regulation of mitochondrial translation. NCBI's taxonomy places the organism in Eukaryota, Metazoa, Chordata, Actinopteri, Pleuronectiformes, Pleuronectidae. The record is from RefSeq and is a predicted model, not a curated record. The coding region runs from base 229 to 1752 and encodes 507 amino acids. The transcript has a single exon.